Closterium sp. NIES-65 is the source of this 1470-nucleotide messenger RNA. Lineage: Eukaryota; Viridiplantae; Streptophyta; Zygnematophyceae; Desmidiales; Closteriaceae. The record is from the annotation of a GenBank genome assembly.
AUGGGCUUGGUCGUCGCGCUCCUGCACGGCUUGCAGGUGGCGGGCGUGCUGCUGCUCCUCCUCCACACGUACGGCUGGUCCGUCGCCGCCCGCAAUCGACGCAAAUCCCUCGAUCGCCUCCGCUCGCGUCGCCGCGCGUCCGCCGAAAAGCAUCCUCAACGCGCGAAGCGAAAGCGCGGCGCGCAGCAACCAGGCGGGGGUACCAUCUCUACUGACGAUGGCAAUUGCGAUAACAAUCCGCGUGCCGGAGUGAUUACUUCAAGUGGUAACAUGACGGGAAAUGCGGAGAGCUCGCGCUGUCCGCAUUGGCCGGCGGUGGCGGUGGUGAUGCCCGUGCGCGGCUUUCACGCGCACACGGCGAGCAACUGGGCGACGCACAUCACGGCGGAUUACGCGGGCCCCGUGGAGUUUCUCAUAGUCGUGGAGAGCGAGGCGGACCUCGCGUACCGCGAGGCGUGCAAGCUCGCAGCGCGAUUCAACGCUGCGCAUAAAGUGGGGAGGGAAGGAGGGGUGCAGGGGGAGGGAGGGAGGGUGCAAAAGGAGGAAGGCAGGGGGCACGGGAGCGUAGGCGGAGGGCAGGUGGGGGCGGGCGGAGGGCAGGGGAGGGAAUCUAUGAGCGCAGGGGGGGCGGUAUGUAGAGGGGAGGUGGUAUGUGGAGGGGAGGUGGUAUGUGGAGGGGAGACCACAAACAAAAGCGGCAUUGCGUGCAGGCAGCAGGGGAGGGUGUAUCUGAGGAAGGUUCGCGUGGUGGUAGCUGGCACCUCCACCACAUGCAGCCAAAAGAUCCACAACCAGCUGGCCGGCGUCACUGCCACCCACCCGGAAGCAGAGUUUGUCCUUUUCCUGGACGACGACGCGAGAAUGUACCCAGAGGCGAUCACCUACCUCGUAACAGACAUGCUUUGCCGACCCGACACGUUCCUUGUAACCGGGUACCCGUUUGACAUUCCGAACCCGGGGUCGCUGUUUUCGUACGCGGUGUUAGGGUUUCAUCUGGUCCCUUUGGUUAAUUUUUCCUAUGAUGCCGGCACGGAGUAUAUCUGGGGCGGGUGCAUGAUGCUCAGGCUGGGGGAUUUCCGAAGCAACAGGCUCGGCAUGGUGGAUGUGCUUCGGCAGGGAGGGUACUCGGAUGACAUGACGCUGGGGGCAUUCUGGAGCUACCUGCGGCGGCAGCUGUUCGCACUCACCACGUACUUCUCCCCACUCAACCGCCGCCUCAACCUCUGGCUGCUGCUCAUGGGCAUGGCCUUUAGCUCUGUCAUGGUUGGGUCGAUGGCCGUCUCGCUCUCGUUCCUGGUGCAGUAUUUGCUGCCUUGCGUGGCCGGUUCUGCUGCGUGGGUUUUCCAGAUGGUUGGGUCGUUUGGGGCUGCUGCUCCUGUGUGUGAGGUUCCUGUGGUCGGUGUGGCUUCUCACUCGCACAGCUUCACCUUGCUUCGUUUGCCCUCGCCUCUCUCGCCCUCCGUGCAAUGA